AGACACGAGAAAUCAAUUAACAAAGUAAUCAAUCAUUACUUUCUUGGUCGGCGUGAGUCUCGCUCCUUCAUAAUCACAUGGCGGCCGUUACCCGCCUUUCUACGCGCGUCUCUUCCAUCGCAAAGCGAUAUCUAUCCUCCGAGCUCACCUCCCGCGCGCCACUCCCUCUUGUUCCUACGCGCGGAGAAGAUCAGAAGAACCGCCACGUACGGUGGGUCUUCCUCGGUUGUCCUGGCGUCGGGAAAGGGACAUACGCUAGCCGUUUAUCUAAUCUCAUCGGCGUUCCUCACAUCGCCACCGGUGAUCUCGUUCGCGAAGAACUCGCUUCCUCUGGUCCCCUCUCUUCACAGCUAUCAGAAAUUGUAAAUCAAGGUCAACUGGUGUCAGAUGAAAUUAUUAUAAAUUUAUUGUCAAAGAGACUUCUUGCCGGGGAAGCUAAAGGUGCUCUGGGAUUUAUUCUUGAUGGUUUUCCGCGAACAAUUAAGCAAGCAGAAAUAUUGGAAGGGGUAACUGAUAUUGACUUGGUUAUCAAUCUAAGGCUUCGAGAAGAUGUACUGCUUGAGAAAUGCCUUGGUAGGAGGAUUUGCAAUGAGUGUGGAGGAAAUUUUAAUGUUGCUUCCAUUGACAUCAAGGCUGAGAAUGGAAGCCCUGGAAUUGUCAUGGCUCCGCUUCUUCCUCCUGUCAAUUGUAUGUCGAAGCUCACUACUCGGUCAGAUGAUACUGAACCAGUUGUCAAAGAAAGGCUUCGGAUAUACAAUGAAUUGAGUCGGCCUGUGGAGGAGUUUUACCGCAACAGAGGAAAAUUAUUAGAGUUUAAUCUACCUGGAGGAAUCCCAGAAUCUUGGCCAAAGUUGCUACAUGCUCUUAGUCUUGAUGAUUAUGAGGAUAAGCACUCUGCUACAGCAUAAAGAUAUAAUAAGAAUAAGAAUAAAAAUAAUGUAUCAUAUUUCAUUCUUUGCAUGCAAUAUAUAUGCAUGAUUGACAAUUUUGCAGGAAGGAGAACCAAAGAAAAGGGACUCUAUUAGUAUUAUUUUGAACCAAUAAUGAUAUUGGAAGUGUUGUAAUAAUAUGAUAAAACUGAUAGGGUUGGGUUUUUUUUUCUUUUUGAAUGGUUAAAUGGUGUAGUGUAAGGUAAUCACAGCAUUGCUACAUAGAUAGUUGCUUGUCAAUAAGGUUCAAUAGAAUUGGUGCAUUGUUACUGUAUAGAUGUAAAUUGAAUGCAAAUGUACUAAUUUAUUGUGUGAUCACAUGCUUGAUAUUGCA
Vicia villosa (hairy vetch) is the source of this 1263-nucleotide messenger RNA. RefSeq names its product probable adenylate kinase 1, chloroplastic. Gene Ontology annotation, cellular component: mitochondrion; cytoplasm. Gene Ontology annotation, molecular function: AMP kinase activity; ATP binding. The coding region runs from base 78 to 908 and encodes 276 amino acids. The record is from RefSeq and is a predicted model, not a curated record. The transcript has 4 exons. NCBI's taxonomy places the organism in Eukaryota, Viridiplantae, Streptophyta, Magnoliopsida, Fabales, Fabaceae. Gene Ontology annotation, biological process: nucleobase-containing compound metabolic process.